This is a messenger RNA of Rubroshorea leprosula, 2508 nucleotides long. NCBI's taxonomy places the organism in Eukaryota, Viridiplantae, Streptophyta, Magnoliopsida, Malvales, Dipterocarpaceae. The record is from the annotation of a GenBank genome assembly.
GGAUCUAAAACAAAACCCAAGACGAGCUGAAACUAAUAAAAAUAUCUGCAUCGCCAUUUCUUCUUCUUCUUCCUUCAGAUUUGCGCCAUACCUCUCUGCGGAGCAGAUCGCGAUCUGGUUUGUUAUCUUCUCAGGUGGAUUAACUAAUUAAGAAUUGUUUAGGGUAGAAGAUCACCAUGGCUGCUUCAGAAGAGAAUAGUGCAUUGUUUCCAAUUUUCAUCUUGACAAUAAUGGCGUUGCCUUUAGUGCCCUAUACAAUACUUAAGCUAUGCCGAGCAGCAUCCAAAAAAACAAAGACCAUCCAUUGCCAGUGCAUGGAAUGCUCCCGUUCAGGGAAGUACCGCAAAUCAAUAUUUAAAAGGAUCUCAAACUUCUCAACAUGUAGUAAUUUGACCCUAGUGCUGCUCUGGAUUGUCAUGAUAUUUCUGGUUUAUUAUAUUAAAAGCAUGAGUCGUGAGAUUCAAGUGUUUGAGCCAUUCAGUAUACUUGGAUUGGAGGCUGGAGCUUCGGAUUCAGAAAUAAAGAAGGCAUAUAGGAGACUCUCUAUUCAAUACCAUCCUGAUAAAAAUCCAGAUCCAGAGGCUCAUAAGUACUUCGUGGAGUACAUAUCUAAGGCUUAUCAGGCUCUCACUGAUCCAAUAUCUCGUGAAAAUUUUGAGAAAUAUGGUCAUCCAGAUGGAAGACAGGGGUUUCAAAUGGGUAUUGCUCUUCCCCAGUUCCUGUUAGACAUUGAUGGGGCAUCUGGUGGCAUACUUCUACUCUGGAUUGUUGGUGUUUGUAUUUUAUUACCAUUGGUGAUAGCUGUCAUAUAUCUGUCAAGGUCAUCAAAGUAUACUGGAAAUUAUGUCAUGCAUCAAACACUAUCUGUGUAUUACUACCUCAUGAAACCUUCUCUGGCUCCAAGCAAAGUUAUGGAAGUCUUCAUUAAGGCUGCCGAAUAUAUGGAAAUUCCAGUUCGUAGGACUGAUGAUGAACCUCUUCAGAAGCUAUUUAUGUCAGUCAGGAGUGAGUUGAAUCUGGACCUUAAAAACAUUAAGCAGGAGCAAGCUAAGUUUUGGAAGCAGCACCCUGCCAUAGUGAAGACAGAGUUGUUGAUUCAGGCUCAAUUAACUCGUGAAUCCGCAGCCCUGUCUCCUGCUUUGCUUGGUGAUUUCAGAUGUGUGCUAGAACUUGCACCUCGCCUCCUUGAAGAAUUACUGAAGAUGGCAGUUAUACCACGUACUGCUCAAGGGCAUGGAUGGCUGAGACCGGCAACAGGUGUUGUUGAGCUUUCUCAAUGUAUCAUUCAGGCUGUUCCUCUCAGUGCAAGGAAGGCCACUGGUGGAUCCACAGAAGGAAAUGCAUCAUUCUUGCAGUUGCCGCAUUUUAGUGAUUCUGUUAUCAAAAAGAUAGCUCGCAAGAAGGUGAAAACAUUUCAAGAGUUCAGAGAUAUGAAUAUACAGGAUCGUGCUGAACUUCUCACGCAAACUGCUGGGUUCUCUUCUGCUGAAGUUCAAGAUAUUGAGAUGGUAUUGGAAAUGAUGCCUUCAUUAACAGUUGAAGUUACAUGUGAGACUGAGGGUGAAGAGGGUAUACAGGAGGGUGACAUUGUCACUAUUCAAGCUUGGGUAACACUCAAGCGUGGUAAUGGUCUCAUUGGUGCUCUACCCCAUGCCCCCUAUUUCCCAUUUUACAAGGAAGAAAAUUUCUGGUUUCUGCUUGCAGAUGCUGUCUCAAAUAAUGUGUGGUUUUCUCAUAAGAUCAGCUUCAUGGAUGAAGCAGCAGCUAUAACUGCUGCAUCUAAGGCAAUUGGGGAAUCAAAGGAGGGUUCAGGAGCAACCAUUGAGGAUACUAGUGCGGCAGUUAGAAAAGCUGUAGAGAAGGUGCGUGGUGGUGCUAGAUUGGUGAUGAGCAAGUUCCAGGCCCCGGCAGAAGGGAGUUACAAUUUGACGUGUUACUGUUUAUGCGACUCAUGGAUUGGUUGUGACAGGAAGACUAACUUGAAAGUUAAAGUCCUGAAACGAACACGUGCUGGCACUCGGGGUGGUUUAGUAUCAGAUGAAGGACCUCUUGCAGAGGAUGGAAUUGAAGAGGAAGAGGAGAAUGAGGAGGAAGAAUACGAUGACGAUUAUGAGAGUGAAUACAGUGAAGAUGAGGAAGAUGAAAAAGAUACUAAAAAGAAGGGCCCUGCCGCCAAUGGCACCAUUCAUAAGAAUGGUUCAAGCUCAGAUGAGGAGUGAAGCAAACAAGUCCAUUUACUAGAAAGAUAAUCUAUUUUUUAAACUUUUUUCUUAAAACAAAAAAUGUUCACUUGGUUAACAACAUUACAAUCAUUGCAGUGAUAGUCAUCAAUCUGCCCCUUUGUUUUGCAGGGUUACACUGGAACCUGUUAAAGUCUAAUUUUCAAAAUAACUAGCGGGUAAUUCGUUCCACUAUAUGGGAUAUUCAUGUCGAAUAAGUUUAGUAUAAAAGCUUAGACAAUGUACUCGAAAUCUGCCUGCUUGAACUUUUAUGGGGAUCUUGAAUUGC